ACAAUGGGGAGAAAACAGGCACGUGACGUGUCUCACAUGCCAAGUGAAGACACUGGGGAAGAAAUGUCAAUCACCAAACCUAAGAAGAAAAAGUCUAAGAAGGAAAUCAAUGGAGUGAAAGAACCACACGAGGAGACAGAGCCUACUGUUGAAAUGGAAGCGCUACCCAGCUGUAAUCUAUCAGAAAACAAGGAUGCUCUUUCCCCUGAGCCUCAGGACAAUCCACCUCAAAAGAAGAAGAAGAGAAGGAAGAUGGCACAUAUCCUUGAUAUGGAAAGUGAGCAGCAAGGCCUUGUGAAUGGAGACACACAAACAUCACCCACAGUUAGCGACGAAGUUAAUAGGAAAUCUAGAAGGAAGAGGAAGUCUAAAAUAACAGAAAAUCAUCAUAAUAACAGUGUAGAAGUGGAAUGCAUGGAUGUUGUCACUGACGCACAUACUCCUACCUCUCAUCGUCCUCUGUUUUCUGCUCCUCUGGGUCACAGCCAGUCUCUCAGCAAAGUGUUUGUUGAGAGAAGCCGUCGGUUUCAUGGAACAGAUCGGCUGGACCUGGGACAAGAGCAAGUGGAAGAGUUCAUGGAGGUCAGAUCCAUGUGGAACACACGAGAUGUUGCCUUAAGAGUUCACAGUGGCUUCAGGAUCGUUGGCCUCUUCUGUCAUGGAUUUCUGGCUGGCUAUGCUGUAUGGAACAUCAUUGUUAUCUAUGUGCUGGCUGGAGAGCAACUGAAAACACUGUCAAACCUGUUACAGCAGUACCACAGCUUAGCAUACCCUGCCCAGUCUCUACUGUACUUUCUGCUGGCUAUUAGCUCUGUGUCUGCCUUCGACAGGGUGAAUCUAGCCAAGGCAUCUAUGGCUCUGAGAGGGUUCCUCAUGCUCGACCCAGCAGCCCUUGCAUCAUUCAUGUACUUUGCAGCCCUUAUUUUGUCUCUGAGUCAGCAGAUGACUAGCGACCGCAUCAACCAGUACCCCAUUGAUAACGAGUCACUAUGGCCUUCAGGCUUUGAACACCAGAUUCUGCAACCCUGGAUUGUUGUAAAUUUGGUUGUAGCUUUACUGGUUGGACUGGCCUGGUUUUUCAUCUCCACCAGACCUGAUAUGGACUACACAGAAGAGUUCUUAAUAUCAAUGGAGUUAGAUGACUAUCUACAAUACAAGGAGAAAUCAGAAAUCCCGUCCUGAAAAUCUCAGACAACUGGCAUCAGUGUUUCUGAAGCAUGACAUAUUGUGGCAUGGACAAGGAAUA
This is a messenger RNA of Tachysurus vachellii, 1246 nucleotides long. RefSeq names its product transmembrane protein 237a (gene tmem237a). NCBI's taxonomy places the organism in Eukaryota, Metazoa, Chordata, Actinopteri, Siluriformes, Bagridae. The transcript is spliced from 13 exons. Gene Ontology annotation, cellular component: ciliary transition zone. The record is from RefSeq and is a predicted model, not a curated record. The coding region runs from base 4 to 1182 and encodes 392 amino acids. Gene Ontology annotation, biological process: cilium assembly.